Molecule: messenger RNA, 3444 nt
Organism: Closterium sp. Naga37s-1
Lineage: Eukaryota; Viridiplantae; Streptophyta; Zygnematophyceae; Desmidiales; Closteriaceae
Source: the annotation of a GenBank genome assembly
AUGUCCCCGGAUCAGUACUUUGCUGCUCCAUUCCUGAAUUGCCGACCCAGAAGAGCAAGUUUGGAUAAGGACUUCCUUUCUUUUUCGUCUAUCUCGGUGGCGGCGCAAGGGCAGCAGGGGGGGCGGCCAGUGCCGGAGCUGAAUGACGUGGAGAGCGUGGGUGAGGAGAGGGACCGCUCGUUAUUGUCACAUGGGAGAGUUGGCGCGACGUUUGGUCAGGGAGGCGGGGAAGGGCAUGGGAUCACGGGGGUGACUCAAACGGGGGGAGGAGCAGGAGGAGGAGGAGGGGAAGCGGGAGCAGCGGGAGGGGGGAGGGGAGGGGGAAGGGGAGGGAGCAAACACAAGGAAGGGCGUGUUCGGGCGUCUGGUGGUGGUGGUGCUGCUGCUGGUGUCCCAGAUGUGACUGUAGAUGGAAGGGACUAUUACGGGGGUUCGGGGGAUGUAGUAACAAGUGAGGGGAGAGGGGAGGAGGAGGAGGGCGAGAGGGGAAGGAAGGACAGGAAGAGUGACCGGAAGGAGAAGAGGAAGAAGAAGAAGGAGAAAGAGGAGAAGGAUAAGGAGAAGGAGAAGGAAGGCAAGGAGAAAGGGAAGGGGAAGGGGAAAGGGAAGGGGAAGGGGAAGGGUAAGGACAGGCCGGGGCAAGAGGAGGGGGAAGACGGGGAAGAUGGAAUUGAGAUGUUGGCAGAUGGAAAGGCAGUAGCAUCAAUAGCAUCGGCAGCAGGGGAUGGGGAAAAUGGAAACAUACCCUUGGGCACUGGGGGUACUGCUGGCACUGGUGCUACUGCUGCCGGUGGUGGGGGUGACAGAGGUAGUGCGGAAGGUGGUGGCUUUGGAGAGACGGCUAUGGAUUCACUUGCAGGAGACACGGGGGGCGCUGCAGCCGCUGCGGCUGGAAACGAGCAGGGCGCAGGGUGGGGAGACGAGCAGGGCAUUGGGACGGGAGACGAGCAGGGCGCUGCUUCGGGAGAGGAGUUCUUUUCAGACAAGGACGUGCCAGACGUGUGGUCUGACUUUGAGUCCAAGCUGGCUCUCGACGGCCGGAAAGCUGCUGUCCGGAACGUGCUUCCUGGCGACUCCCCUUCCGCCUUAAGCUUUGGUCCGUCAGCCGUUGCUGCGCUACCCAACGGGCUUGGUGACCUGGACGAGCGGGUGAGAGACGAGCGCGCGCGGGAGGAGCGAGCGCGGGAGGAGGAGCGAGUGCGUGAGCUGCUAGCCGCCCAGGAGAAAGCCUUAAAAGAGGCGCACGCGAGGGAGAUAGAGGGGGUGAAGGCGAGGGUGGAGAGGGAGGUGCAUGAGCGGGUGAUGGCGGAGGUUGAGGAGGUGGAGGCAAGGGUGCAGCAGGAGGUGCAGGAGCGGGAGGCGCUGGAGGAGCAGCAGCGCGUGCGCGCGGAGGAGCAUCAAAGGGAGGUGUGGGAGCUGCAGUGCAGCGCAGAGGAGAUGCGGCAGCAGCACGAACAGCUCAUGGCGGAACUGCAGGUGGGCGCUGAGGAGAUGCGGCAGCAGCACGAGCAGCUCAUGGCGGAACUGCAGGUGUGUGAGGCGCAGGUGUAUGGGGGUGAGUGGGAGCUGCCGUGCAACGCAGAGGAUAUGCGGCAGCAGGACCAUCAGGAGCUGCGGCAGCUGAGGUAUGGGGGCGAGGAGGUGGAGAGGCAGCGGAGGGAGGUGGAGAGGGAGCGGGCGGAUGUGGUUCGGCUGCGCAAGGGCAUGGCGGAGAGCGUGUUUCAGAAGCAGCAGUGGGCGCUGGACAUGCAGGAAAUGGAUAAGAUCAAGAAGGAGCUGAAUGAGCUGAGGGCGCGAGAGAGGGAGCUGCAGAAGCAGCUGCGGAUAGGCUCGGGCUCUUCAUCAGAGAUCACAGCUCUCAAGCAGGUGGUGGCGUCCCUGAAAGCCCGUGAGGAGGAGGUGAACGCCAAGGAGGCUCUAGCCUUGGCGAAGCACAAGGAGGUGGAGGCGCUGCGCAAGGCACAAGAAAAGGUGGAGGUGGAGCUGGUGGAGGCGAGGCGCAUGAACAACGAGCUGCAGCUGCAGAGGCGGAAGAUGAGCGUGCAGCUGGCAGAGGCGCAGGCGCACAUGGAUAGGCUCAUAGCGCCCGAGAGCCAGCAGCUGAAGAAGGCACAGAUGGAAGCCAUGCUGCUGCGGCAGCGAGUGGCUGAUCUGCUCAGACAGGUCGAAGGCCUGCAGAACAGUCGCUUCAGCGAGGUGGAGGAGGUGGUGUACCUGCGGUGGGUGAAUGCGUGUCUGCGCUUUGAGCUGCGGCACAACAAGGCCAUGGCGGCCGGGGGCAAGGACUCGGCUCUCACCCUCAACAACAACCGCAGCCCACGCUCCCAGGACCGCGCGAAACACCUCAUGCAGCAGUUUGCGGACGGCUACCCCACAGGGGAACCCUCUGGUGCUGGUGGCCGUUACAACGACGAUGACUCCGACUCCCUCUCUCUCUACAACGACUCUGCCUCCUUCGCCUCCUCGCCUGACCGCGCCAGUGCUGCUGCUAAUCAUGACCAUCUCCCCUCGUUUGUCCCUCACCUUCCCCUUACACUUCCCUUUCCUCCUCUCCUUCCCAUUUUUCCUCUCUUCACCCCUCAGGACCGUGCAAAACACCUCAUGCAGCAGUUUGCCGAUGGCUACCCCACAGGGGAACCUUCUGCUGCUGGUGCUGCAGGCCGUUACAACGACGAUGACUCCGACUCCCUCUCUCUCUACAACGACUCUGCCUCCUUCGCCUCCUCGCCUGACCGCGCCAGUGCUGCUGCCACAGACGAGCCAUUCCAUUCCUCCCCGGAUAGCUAUGGGCGGGGCGCUGCUGGUGGGGGAGGAGCGGGAGGAGGAGGAAGGAAGGCGAGAACGCCUGGGCCUGGGACGGGAGGGAGAGGAGGAGGGUGGGGAGUGGGCGUGGGUGUGGCCGCUGGUGUGGGUGGUGGUGCUGGUGGUGGCGGUUUUGGGGAGGGUGGUGGAGGUGGAGGGGGUGCGGGUGUGGGAGGAGGAGCAGGGGGAGGGAAGGAUGCACUUGGGCGGACGAUGUCUCUGCAGGCCAUGUCACAGCAGGACGCAGCGAGCAAGCUCAAAAACUUCCUCUCCUGGCGCCGCAACAAGUCCUCAAGAGACCUCGAGGAUACUGCUGCUGCUGCUGGUGGGGGUGGUGGUGGUGGUGCUGGUGAUGGGGGUUCUGGGCACGGCACAGAGGAACAGGUGGAGGAGGAGGAGGAAUCGGAGGAGGAGGAGGAGGGGGAGGAGGAGGAGGAGGAGGCGGAGGAGGAGGAGGAGGAGGAGGAGGAGGAGGAGGAGGAGGAGGAGGAGGAGGAGGAGGAGGAGGAGGAGGAGGAGGAGGAGGAGGAGGAGGAGGAGGAGGCGGAGGAGGAGGCGGAGGAGGAGAGGGUGGAGAAUUUGGAGGGGAGGGAGGGCAGGAUGAGGAGAGGAAGGAGGCGAUUCUCCGAAAGCUCAAGAUGA